This is a messenger RNA of Cuscuta campestris, 1476 nucleotides long. The record is from the annotation of a GenBank genome assembly. Lineage: Eukaryota; Viridiplantae; Streptophyta; Magnoliopsida; Solanales; Convolvulaceae.
ACCGUUCCUUUCAUCUUCCGUAUCUUCCAUCGUGGCCACCUCUGUUUAUAUUUAGAUCUUCAUUGCCACUGCUCCCUGUCAAGCAACUCGAUCAAAUCUUCAUCGCUAUCAAAUCUUCAAGAUCUUGGAGAAGGUAAAAUCUUCACCGCUCAAAUCUCCCUUUGAUCUUCGGAUUGAAAGGAAACGAGUUGAAAAUAGAAAGAAGAUGAAGAAAAUGAAGAAUUUGAUAAUUUUACGCUAGGAUAGCACCGCCGUUCUUUAAAACGUUCUCUGAGCUUUCUCUUCGCGUCCCGAAUCUCUGCAUCGAGCUGCAUCAACAUGGGUGCGUACACAUAUGUUUCGGAGCUAUGGAGGAAGAAGCAGUCCGAUGUGAUGAGGUUCAUUCUGAGGAUUAGGUGCUGGGAGUACCGCCAGCUUCCUUCGAUUGUGCGCAUCAGGAGGCCUACUCGUCCCGACAAGGCUCGCCGCCUUGGCUACAAGGCCAAGCAGGGGUAUGUUAUCUACCGUGUGCGUGUGAGGCGUGGGGGGAGAAAGAGACCUGUGCCCAAGGGUAUUGUGUAUGGGAAACCCACAAAUCAGGGUGUUACUCAGCUGAAGUUUCAGCGAAGCAAGCGCUCCGUUGCAGAGGAACGUGCUGGCAGGAAACUUGGUGGCCUCAGGGUUCUCAACUCUUACUGGAUCAAUGAGGACUCUACAUACAAGUACUACGAGGUAAUCUUGGUUGAUGUUGCCCACAAUGCAAUCCGUAACGAUCCUCGGAUCAACUGGCUCGUCAACCCGGUCCACAAGCACAGAGAGCUCCGCGGACUGACCUCAGCUGGAAAGAAGAAUAGGGGUCUCAAUGGCAAGGGACACAGGUUUCACAAGGCACGACCCUCUAGAAGGGCCACCUGGAAGAGGAACCAGACUCUUUCCCUCCGCCGCUACCGCUAAGAUUAAUAAAUACUGUCUUGCAGCUGCUCUUGCUCUGCUUGUCCUAUGGGAUUUUUUCACUUAUUUGCAAGAACAUCCUCUGUUGUGUCGCCCCUCUUGUUGAAACUUGAAUUUGGCUUAUCCUUCAUCAAAGUUUUGGCGUUGUACUCUUUUCUUUUGAGAUAUUUUCUGUUUGUUUCCAUUAUGCUGCUACUAGUACUUGAAAUGGAUCUUCGUUAUCAUGAGCUAACUCCAGGUUUGACUUUGGUUGAUUUAUUCACGUCCUCCAUAAUUAUUAAGGUCUCCUUGAAGUUAUUCAGCUCCCAAAGUCAGAUAUGUAGAGUUUUGAAUGGAUCUACCAAAACACCAUGGUAGAUGUAGAAGAGAGGGAGUGUGUGGUAGAUGACCUCAAGAUUGAUGAAGUAUGAAACCAAUUCCAUAUUGUUGGAUCAAUCCAUGUCUAUGGGAACAUGGUGGUUGAUACCUUGGGCUCCGUUUGGGAGUCGUUUCUUACAGUGUAUAUCAAUAGCUUUUUUGAAAUAUUAAAAAAGCUAAACUCUAGAU